Molecule: messenger RNA, 894 nt
Organism: Melanotaenia boesemani (Boeseman's rainbowfish)
Lineage: Eukaryota; Metazoa; Chordata; Actinopteri; Atheriniformes; Melanotaeniidae
Gene: odam
Product: odontogenic, ameloblast associated
Exons: 10
Coding region: 79-801 (240 amino acids)
Source: RefSeq, a predicted model, not a curated record
CAUAGAGAAUUUAAAAGGCCCGUGGACAAGGUGAAGUGGCAGAAACAGGAAGGUAAAGAGAGAAGAGAAACGGACACCAUGAAGCUGCAAACGGCCUUUCUGUUGAUUUGUGUCUUAAGGACAAGUUUUGCUUUGCCAGUGCAAAUUGGAAUUAUUGCAAGCAAUAGCAAUGAGAUCCUAAGACUCAAUGGAUUAACUCUUGCAGCUCUUGGACAAACUCAGGCCUCCUCACUAUUACCCCAGUAUGUUCUGCAGCAGCAGCAGCCUGAGGUAUUGCUCACCCCACAGGUGGUAAAUCUGAACCCUCAAGUGGCGGGUCCUUUUGGUCCCCAGGGCCCACAACUGUUGCUCCCUAGCCAGGGCAACCAGCUUCCUCCUGUGUUUUUUCCCAACGGACAGCAAGAGCAACUUGGACAACAACAGGAUCCCAACAAUCCUAAUGUCCUGCAGGAUGCUACAUACCCCAUGCAGAUGUAUCCAAACCUUAUGUAUCAGCUUCUGGGAUUUCAACAGCUUCAAAGGCAGCAGGGAUCCCCUUAUUUUGUAUCACCUUAUGGCUAUCCCCAGCAGAGGAAUACUGCAGUGCUGCAACCCAACAAUGGACAGCAGAACCCGCAGAGAACCACACAGAAACCACAGCUCCCACUGCAGCAGGGUUUCAAGCCAAAGCUGCAGACGGAGACAUGGCCAGCUGGCACACAGAGAGAGUCUACUACAAUUCCUCCAGAUCCUCGUGGUGACACAACUGGUCCUGGGAAUGAUGAGGGUAACCCCAACUUCCCUUUCCUGUUUGAGCCUUAGAUGUCACCCAAGAAACAAAAGCAUCCAUAGGAGUGUGUUGGCCAUACACUGAAUCUUGUGCUUUGUUUUUACAUGUUCAAUAAAGAAUUCAGA